Peronospora matthiolae is the source of this 732-nucleotide messenger RNA. The record is from the annotation of a GenBank genome assembly. Lineage: Eukaryota; Oomycota; Peronosporomycetes; Peronosporales; Peronosporaceae.
AUGAAUCGCACGCUGGUCGAGUGUGCGCGUUGCAUGAUGGAACACGCUGGACUGGGAAAGAGCUACUGGGGUGAAGCAGUGAUGACGGCGAUGUUUCUUCGAAACCGCUGUCCAACACGUGCCAUUCACCAAGACAAGUCUCCAUAUCAAGUGUGGACGAUGAAGAAACCGAUUCUGGCCAACCUUAAAGUGUUUGGAUGCCACGCGUAUGUUCAAGUGCCUCAAGACAAACGCGCGAAGUUCGACUCCAAGUCAUCACUCUGUCGUUUCCUGGGAUACGCCGAACACCAGAAGUCAUAUCGAUUUGAGGAAGUGUCAACAGGAGCGAUCAAGAUCAGUCGCGAUGCCACAUUCAUGGAAGACAAGUUUGAUGAAGGUCCGCGCAACUACAACGAUGAGUCAAGUGCCGUUGAGUUUGAUGAUCAAGACGAGGACGAAGAAAAGAAGAAGGUAAAACUGACGUCGACAUGGACUCGAGCGACGAUGACAACGAAGACACCAGGUCUUCGAAGAGCAACAUCAAGAGACACACGCGCACUCAAUCACUUGAGAAAGCUACCGUCAUUCCAAGUCCCAAGCGAAGAACGUACAGAUGUCCGUCGCUUGAGCAUGUGUCAGCGGCUGCAAUGGAUUUUGAAGCAGCCUACAUCGUUGAUUCAGUGGGGAAACGCCGACUACAUUCAAGUCGGCGAUGGAAUCAAGCGACUCCGGCAAGUGGAAAGAAGCGUGUGA